Messenger RNA from Brassica rapa (field mustard), 8115 nucleotides. RefSeq names its product protein DMR6-LIKE OXYGENASE 2. The record is from RefSeq and is a predicted model, not a curated record. NCBI's taxonomy places the organism in Eukaryota, Viridiplantae, Streptophyta, Magnoliopsida, Brassicales, Brassicaceae.
UUCUUCCGUUCAUAUCAUAUUCAUUAACAUUUUAGUAACUAAUAUAAUUAUAUAGAUAAAUUCGUAUAAGAAAAAUAUAAUUAACAUGAACUAGACUUUAAAAAAAAAUUCUCAAAAAGACAAAUGUUCCAUUUGCCAUAUUUAAGGGUGAGCACAUUUAUUCGAAUCCAAAUAACAGAACCGAACUUUUUCGGUUCGAUUUGAGUUUUGAUCCUAUCAAUCAAUUAUCUUAGUGGAUCCAGAACCGAACCGAAAACCGAAUGGAUAUCCGAAUAUCUAUAAUAUAAUUUAUAUAUUUAUAAAUAUUUACUAUAUUUAGAUUUAAAAUAAUCACUAAUUUUAAAAUACUAUCUCUAAGUAAAAUACGCAAAAAAAAAUUAAAUUACCUGAAUUAUACAAAUUUUUAUUGAAAAUCUCCAAAAAAAGUUUGAUUAUUUGACUUUUAACUUGAAUUAACCAAAAAACCAGACCGAAUGAGAUCCGAAAUUCCUUCGGAUAUAACCGAACCAAACUUUCUAAAUACCCGAACGGAUCCUUAACUUCUAGAACCGAAAAAACUGAAAAAGAGCCGAGCCGAAAAUCAAGCCAAAAACCAAGCCAAGAAUCAAACCGAGAAUCAAACCGAGAACCGAAUUGAGAAACGGACCGAAAACAAGUAUGUCCUAGCUAUAUUAAUUGAUUUUCUCUUCUUUUUCUCGACUAGUUCUUCUUUACUUUUUAGAUAUCCUUCGUUUUUUAUAAAGGUAUUUUCAAUUUCAUAGAUAUCCUUUUUUUUUACUAGUUAAACUCUUAUAUGUGGUCCUGUGGAUUUGACUUUUAGUAAUACAGUAUAAUACUUUUUUUUUUUUUGUAACUGAAAAAAGUAUACACUGGAAUUGGAUGAUACAUUUUCUAUAUUAAUUUUGCUCUUGUUUUUGACUAGUUUUUCUUUUCCUUUAGUUUUUGAUAUCAUUCUCUUUUUGAUUUGUUGAAAUCUUCUGUGUCGUAAACAGUCACUCCUCUCCGUAAAUAAAACGUAACUAGGCCUUGCUGAUAUUUAUUUUUAGUAAUUUAUUUGUGUUUGUACUAAAUGUUAUAUUCUUAUUACAUAGUUUUGUAAUAUAACAUAUAUGAUGAAGGAUAACAAUUUAAAAAUUACAUAAUUUUUUUUCUUGUUUUGGGGCUAAUAAUAACAAAAAAAAACAAAACAAAUCAUUUUGUUUGUUUAUAAAAGGUAGUAAAUUGAUUUUUGGCAAUAGUAAUGAAAUUAAUACAAACUUAUGAAAUAUAGAAUUCAAUAAUUGGUUUGAAUUUUAGUUAAAUAAAAAUAAAAAUAAAAACCUAAACCUCUACUUUCACUUUUUAAUUUGUCAUAUUUAUCUAUCUAUAUUUGUAAAAGAAAAACUAAUGGUAAUUCUCCAUUGCUUGCUAUACAGGUGGAUUAGCUAUAGGUGAAGAAGAACACGUAUAUUUUUUAUAGGUUAUAUUAAAAGAAAACUGGAGGUUAUAGUUAAUUGAUGCCAUAAUAUUACCGAUUUUUUUUAUUGUUGCUUUUUUUGGUUAAACUAAAAUUAGGAAAAUGUAUUUAUUAAUCGGAAAAAGACAACAUUAAUUUAGGAAAUGAUUAUUUAUAAUUUUAGUGGCAUUUUAGUGUAAAUAAUUUGCAAAACUAAAUAAUAAUUUAAAUUGGUAUCCUCUUUUUACUUUUUCGGUUUCAUAUUAAAUAUCACUUUAGAUUUAUGCACACAGAUUAAAAAAACAUUUAGUUUUUCAUAUUUUCUAUAUAAAAAUAUUAUUAUCCAUACAACUAGUCAUAUUUUAACCAAUAGAAAAAUAAACUGAAAAAUAAAAUUAAUAAAUUAUGUAAUGAAAUGCUAAAAUAAUAUUUAUUUUGUAACAAAAAGUUUUCUCUAUAACGAUAUUUAAUAUGAAACGUAUGGAGUAAUAGAUUAGAUAGUUUCUAACUUGAAAAUGUUGAACAUCUCACCAAAGUAAAUAAAUACAUAUAACCGCGACGUGUCAAACAACAUGCGGUGCAUGUCCUUUAGAUUCUCCUAUAUAUAUCACAUGUGGGAUUACAUAUGAAAACAUCUCUAUCUCUCAAUUCAGAUUUCACAUCUUGACGCAAUCACUUACGCCAGUCAUGCAAACUUCUACAACAUCCAAGCUCCUCGUGUCCGACAUCGCCUCCUCCGUGGAUCGCGUCCCUUCAAGCUAUAUCCGACAAAUCUCUGACCGCCCAAAUAUUUCUGAUGUUGACAUUUCCGGCGAUUCCAUCCCUCUUAUCGAUCUCCAGGAACUUUAUGGACCUAGUCGAGCCAAUAUUAUCCACCAAUUUGCUCAUGCAUGCUCAUCUUAUAGCUUCUUCCAGAACCAUGGAGUACCAGAAAAAACAAUCGAAAGAAUGAUGACUGUGGCCAGAGAGUUUUUCCAUCAACCAGAGAGCGAAAGAGUGAAGCAUUACUCUGCGGAUACAAAAAAGACGACGAGACUCUCCACAAGUUUCAACGUCGGCUCAGAGAAAGUCUCUAACUGGAGAGACUUCCUCCGACUCCAUUGCCUUCCCAUCGAAGAUUUUAUCAACGAAUGGCCCUCACAUCCCGUCUCAUUCAGAGAAAUCACAGCCGAAUACGCUACAAGCGUUAGAGCCUUGGUGUUAAUACUCCUUGAGGCAAUCUCAGAGAGCUUAGGCCUUGAGAAAGACCGUGUGAGCAAUACAUUAGGCAAACACGGUCAACACAUGGCCUUAAACUACUAUCCUCCGUGUCCUCAACCCGAUCUAACGUUCGGACUACCCGGACAUAAAGAUCCAAACUUGAUCACUGUCCUUCUUCAAGACGAAGUCUCUGGUUUACAGGUCUUUAAAGAUGGUAAAUGGAUCGCUGUUCAUCCUAUUCCCAACACUUUUAUUGUCAACAUGGGUGACCAAAUGCAGGUUAUUAGCAAUGACAAAUACAAAAGUGUGCUACACAGAGCUGUUGUGAACAGCGACAAGGAGCGGAUAUCAAUACCGACCUUCUACUGUCCUUCUUUUGAUGCUGUGGUUGGCCCACAACAAGAGCUGAUCAAUGAAGAAGAAGAUUCUCCAGCUAUUUACAGAAGCUUUACGUAUGCUGAGUAUUAUGAAAAGUUUUGGGACAGAGCACUUGCAACUGAGAGCUGUAUUGACACGUUCAAAAUUUCCAAAACCUAAGAAUCUGUACUUUUCAAACGCCAUGAGACUAUGUUCUUUUCAGUUAUUGACUCGAAUUAAAAAUAUCGAUCUGGUUGCCUUUUCAUUUUACUUUGUUUAAUUAGUUUCGUAUGAACGUUAACUAAUCUGCUUUCUAGAUAAAACAAGCUCUUCUUGCAACACAUUAUACUCAUUGAAGACGUGUAACUCAAAAGGUAGAUGAUAGUGUCGGUAAACUAGCUUGCAAUUUCAAGAAGGAUUUAAAACAUAUUUAAAGAGGUCAAGAGAGAGGAUUCAACUUGAAUCAGAAUAAUGAAGCUGGACAUGAAGGGAAAUGAUGUGUCAUGUUUUUCACACAUUCUAACAUUGUUUUCUAGAGUGUUUUUGAGUUAUUAUUGAGUCUUCUAGUCCUCUUUGAAUUCUUUAGAUGGAGAUUAGGUCACUUUAGAGGAAAUAAGUAAUUUUCAGAGCAAACAGGCAUGUUAAAAUGCAGAAACAUCAGAAGUUUGGAGAUAUAUGAAAAGGUUACCAUUAAUUGAUUGAGAAGAAAUUUAGCCACAAAAUAGAGAAAUGAGUUAGCUUUCCAAUGCUACCGAUUUUAGGUCAAUCUAUCAGUGAAAUCAAAAGUUGUGCACAUUUUACUAACCAUUGGUCUGUUUGGAAUAAGACAAUGUUCUGUAAACAGAGUAGGCAAUGCAAGCAUGGAGCAACUGCUUUGGUUUAAACUAAACAUCAAACUAAACAUAUAUAUAUUUGAUUGUUGUCUUCCCUUAUUGUUGAACUUAAUGAUGAAAAUAAACUAAUCGCUUAGUUAGGUUGAAUCUAUUCAUCGGAAGUGUAAUAGGUUUUCUAGAAAGAACAUAUCUGAGUGAGGUGUCCGUAGCCAAAAACAGUUGAUGUUAUGGCAACUCGUGAGCGAAUAAAACCAACUCUUAAUGCUAGUCUUCAAUCUCUGAUUCAAAGGACAGUUUAGACAUUAAGAUUGUUUGAUAAAGUAAUUGGUACCACAAUUAAGGGCGGGUUGAUUUGUUUUUUUUAUCUCUAAACUUAUUUCUCAUUGUUUCCUGAAUAAUUUACUAGUCAUGAUUAUUGUUUCCAUGCGACUUGUCCUUAAGCUAGCACUUUGUUUAAUUGUUUUACACAUCAUUUUCUUCCUGUGAUUUAGUUACAUUCUUUACAUAAAACAACAACCAAACUUCUAUGUCUUAUAGCUCUAAUACAUUUGAUAGAACUGUAGUGUAAUCGUUAGUCUCAGUGGAUUUGAUCCCAAAGUGAUACAUCAGCAUACCAAUCGAUUGUGGUAGUGUGCACAUUAGGUCAAUUGGUGUGUGUAUACAUAUUAUAUCAAUUUGGUGCCGCUACUGAGGACCAUUUUUGUUACCUUCGUUUUGUACAUUGAAGUUUAGUCUAAGUAAGAACUGCAGUUAUAUUCUUUAUUUCUCUCUCGCAUGUUUCAGAUGCAGAACCAGGAGCCAUCAAAACAUACAUGAAAGAAUAGAAGUAGAGUCCAACCAUCAUGGGCGAAAAGAUUGGCAACCGAGAUGGUAAUGGUCAAGUAUUUGCUGCGAUAGGCUUGAAAAGCAGACUCAGUUCCUCCAACGAUAAUAACAGCCACAACAACAACGAGUUAUUGGAGAUGUUGACAAUGAGUUAUUGGAUAUGUUAAGUUAUAAUGCAUUGGCAGGAUUUUCGAAGAAGUCUUUUAUAAGAGAUGCUCUUGAAUAUUUUAGACAAUGGUAUUCCCAGUCAUGUUUCACUUUUAGCUAUUGGAUGUACAGUGAGAAAUCAUGCAGAGAGAGUCUCUUGUUUUGAUAGCUUAUAUAAUGUUGUAAAUAAUACAUCCACUUUGUCUCCAAUCUACUUAAAAGCUCUUUGUCUAUUGUUUUGUUUAUUCAUUCAAGUUCUUGUGAUUAUAAACUAUUUAUUCGCUGUAAAUCAUUUAUAUAUUAACACUAUGGUUGUGCAACUUAAAGGGGAGGUUUACGUUUGUUCUUAUCAAUUUUGUUUAUUUUGGAUGAUAAUGAUGAUAGCAACUUAUAGUUAUUACACAUAAAUUUAUAAUAAAGUUACCCUUGACACAUAAUAAAGUUCAAACAUAUAAUACUCUUAAAAUCACAUAAGUUCAAAUUCCAAAAAUAUUAAUACAUAAGUUUAAACAUCUGACAUCACGAGUUUAUUAAAACAUGAAUACACAUAAAUUAGCAAGAAUAUCUUAGAAUAAUUUUAUAUAUGGAGAAUAUGCAAGUUUACGAAAACUGGAAGACUUAUUAGUUAAAAACAUUAAUAAAAUGAGUAUUGAUAAUAUAUUUAAAAUUAAGUUGUAGGUUUUAAUCAAGAGCCCCAACAUUGAUAUAUGUACAUGAAUUAACAACAAAAACUUAAAAUUUUAUUUUAAAUUUUAAGUUUGAGAAGUCUCAUAUUUAGGUUAUUUUUGUAAUUGCAAAUUUUCAAAAGAAGAGUUUUCAAGAAAUCUGCUCAAUUACAGUCUUAGGAAGUCUCCUUUUGUAAAUUAUUGGGUUUUGAUAAUCCUGUUAGUUUGCAGUUUUUUUAUAGAAGUCUUCUCACGGCCACAUGAAGUCUCUAAAGUGUCAUAAAAAGUCAACAUGUGUUAGUUUUGUAAUUGAUCAUGUUUAUCUUUAUAUAAGAAGACUUCUUAGAAGAUUUCCGAAGAACUUAUUUGAAGACCAAAGGUUUAACUAAAAUCUCGGAAUAAAACUAGAUCACACUUCAUGAGAAUACUUCUACGGAAGUCUGCUAAUUAAUUAAUUUUAAAAUUAAAUAAUAUAUUAUAAUUUUAAAAUUAAAUAAUAUAUUAUUUGUGUCAAUUGCAUAACUGUUCCAGAAGACUUCUCUAGAAUUUUACUCAGAGAAAACUUCUCCAAAAAUCUUCUAUGAAAAAAUCAUUUUUUCAAAAUUUUGGUCAAUUACAAAACUAUAGUUGCUUUUUCAGAGAUUUCUCGAGAAGUAUACUCGAUUGUUUGUUGUAAAGAAAGUUAACAGACUUCCAUAGAAGUCUUUUAUGGAAUACUUUACAAAUAGUAAAUUGCAAUAUUAACCUAUGCAUCGAAAAGAAGAUUUCUACGCAAAACCAAUCUGAAAAAAAAUUCAAAUAUCAUACGUAGAUCAGGUGAGAGUUGAUGCUUAUCUUCUCCUAGAACCCAAAACUUCUUAAUAAAAGAUGUCCACUCGUUAUUGACCAUAAAAAUGAAAAUAAAAUCAUCAAAAAUGCCCAUAAAAAUAAAUUCAGUUUUAUAUUCUCUAGUUUUAGUUAAGCUUAUAUGAUAUUUUAUUUAAUAAAAUACUUAAAAUUAGUAAAUAUGUAUAUUAUUUGAUUAUAAAAGGGAGUGAGUUACGGUUUAUGUGCUUACACUUGCAUUUUUACAGGUUAUUCCGCUAAGCAUACAAAAAGUUUAAAGUAUUAUGAAACGGGUUAAAACACAUUAUCACAUUUCAAUUAUAAAAAUAUAUAUGAUAUUUAUGUAGAUAAAAGUUUAAAGUAUUAUGAAACGAACUCUCAAAACACAAGAUGAUAUUUAUGUGUACAAAAAUUAUUUAAUAAAACAUAUUUUUAAAAAUAAUUUAUGUGUACAUAAUUUAUAUUUAAAAUUUGUGUAAUAUUAUUAACUUUUUUUUUUGCUUUUAGUUGAAUAAAUUAUUAAAUCCUAAGGAGAAUUCUGACAUGCAUUAUGGGCAUUUUUUUAAUUUAUAUAUUUAAAAUUUAGAGAAAAUAGUUGAUUAAAUAACACUUUUGAGUUCUACUGUAUUUGCAAAUGUUAAUCUUUUCUAUUUAAAAUCUAUAAAACGCAAAUUUUUAUUCUGACAUGUCAUAUAUAUUUACAUUUGAGCAUUAUAAUAUUUUGAAAUACAAAUUUCAAAAAUCUAUUCAAAGUGUUGUUAGGUUUCUAACCCGUGAUAUAAAGUGAAAUCAUUAAUUUAAAAUAAAUUAUAAUAUUUUAUUUCUAUAAUUGUCAAUAUAAUUUGAUCAGUAUUAUGGCUUUUAAAUAUUUUAAGAGUAUUUGAAAAUAAUUAUAUUUCAAAAGGUUGGUAUGUAUUUGUUACAUUGUAAUAUUUUGUGAAAUAUAUUUUUAGAAUAGGUAAAUUUACACAAUUUUAUAUAUUUGAAAUUCAUUUUAUUAAACAAUUAUAGCAUCAAAAGAGUAUCUUGACAAUAUACAUGUUAACGAAUUUAUUUCCAAUUAUAUACAGUACUUUAAAGUUGUUUAAUAUAUAUUAUUAAUUUGUUGUCAAUACUUUAUAAAAAUACUAUAGUAUAAUAAAUUAGAGUAUCUUUUAAUAUUUUGAGGAUAAAUAUGAAUACACUCAGUUGUGAUUCAUAUAUCCAACAUGAUAUCUUAGGCAUUUUUAGAAUUCGUAAAAUAUCAAAAUUAUUUAUCUGAAGAAUAUUGUUUUGAUUUUUUUUUCACAUGAUAUUCUUACAAUAUUUUAGGUAAUUGUUUUUGCAAAUUUUCUUUUAUAUAAAAUUGUUAAAAUAUCAAAAUUAUUCUGAGUGAUGUAUUUAUCUGCUGAUUUCACAAAACAAAAUUGUAAAAAUAUGCAAGAUUCUUUAGAAUUUAUUAUUGUUAACUUAUGUAAUUACACGAUUGUAAUAUCAAAAUAUCAAAAUAUUUGUCUAUAAUGCUAUAUCGAUUAUCAAUUCAUUUAUAUAAUAUAUUAAUUUAACGUGUUGAUCAUCAAUCUUUUUAUGUGCUUUUAUACAGUUCAUAAAGGGGGAAAUUACAUAUUUACCACUUUCUUGGUACCACUUUUCAUUUUUACCACCACUAAUGAGACAUUUUCAAAAAUACAUUCUUCAUUAAGUGGCAAAAAUUUUUUAUGCCCUUGUUAUUUAUAUAUAUAAUAAAUCAUUAUUUAAAUAAAAGUAAAAAUAAAAAUAAAUAAAAAAAUAAUAAUAAUAAAAAAAUGUAAAAAAUAUAAAAAAGAAAAAAAUAUAAAAAUAUAAAAAA